AUGCGUCUUUCAGCAGAACUACUGGCGGACUCACCGUCGUACCUCAAUCCUUUAAAAGAGAGAGAACUAGACCUCAGAGGCCAUAAAAUCCCCAUCAUCGAAAACCUCGGUGUCGCAAAGGAUCAAGACGCCAUAGACUUCACCGACAAUGACAUCCAACAACUCGGAAACUUCCCUCUCUCUCCGCGUCUCAAAACCCUCCUACUCGCUAGAAACCGUAUCUCCAGCAUCCAAUCCACCCUCGCUUCUUCCGUUCCAAACCUUUACUGCAUAGCUUUGCAGAAUAAUAGCCUCUCGGAGUUGGUCGAUUUGGUCCCCUUGGGCAAAUUGAAACUGUUGGUUCAUCUGGUCUUGUUGGACAAUCCUGUUGUUAGGAAGGAUAACUAUAGACUUUGGGUCGUGUGGACGUGUCCCACCGUCAGAUACUUGGAUUAUGAGAGGGUGAAAGACGCCGAGAGGAAAGAAGCAGAGAAACUGUUCGGAACAGAGGAAGAACCAUCACCAACCGCUGCAAAGAUCCUCGGCGUAAAAUCACGUCACUUCGACGUCUCAUCCGGCGACUCCCGUGGUGAAAAGAACUUCAAAACAACAUACACACAAAGCGAAAAGCUUCACAUACAAGAUAUGAUCAGGAACGCGAAAUCACUCGAAGAAGUUGCGCGAUUAGAGAAGCAGUUACGCGACGGAACUCUCGUCUUGGCAUCUGCUGAUGAUGUAGAAAUGAAAGGUUGA
Molecule: messenger RNA, 732 nt
Organism: Orbilia oligospora ATCC 24927
Lineage: Eukaryota; Fungi; Ascomycota; Orbiliomycetes; Orbiliales; Orbiliaceae
Exons: 4
Coding region: 1-732 (243 amino acids)
Biological process (GO): mRNA splicing, via spliceosome
Cellular component (GO): U2 snRNP
Molecular function (GO): U2 snRNA binding
Source: RefSeq, a predicted model, not a curated record